CGCAAAGCUGACAACCUGAACGCUGAGCAGCAUCCUACUCUUUCUCCCAUUGCCAUAACAACCAACAGCACAGUCCGCGUGGUUAAUAUCCGUCUUCAUAACAAGCAUUUUGACUGAACACGUCUACAAAGAUUUGUUCUUUAUUUUUUCGGUGGUAAAAAAAAACUCUGGAAAGACCGAGCUAACGCAAAACGAAGGUGACACCUACCGCCCCGUCAAACAAUUUACGUAAAACCGAUUAGCUCGUUGACCUGCAGGUGCAUCCGCCGAGAGAGAGAGAGAGAGAAGCCUUCACCUUAAGCAGCGCCUGCAGAUGCCGAACUCCCCAGUUUGACAAGAAGGUAAAAAAAGAUCAUUCGUGAACGGUCGGUCGAAACUGUCCGUGUGACCUGCUCUCAUACGCGAGCAGGAAGUGUGACUCUCGGCGUGGGAACGGCUUAUUGACUCGAGGGGCUUUUGUCAAAACCUUAUCUGCGUUUACCCCGGUUCCACCAUGGCUCGGGAGAACGGAGAGUCCGGGUCGGAAUCGUGGAAAAAGCAAGUUGACGACAUCAAGAAGAUAUUUGAAUUCAAGGAGAUCCUCGGGACCGGGGCGUUCUCUGAAGUGGUGCUGGCCCAGGAGAAGGCCUCGGGGAAGAUGUUUGCCGUAAAGUGCAUCCCGAAGAAAGCGCUGAAGGGCAAAGAGAGCAGCAUCGAGAACGAGAUCGCCGUGCUCCGAAAAAUAAAGCAUGAAAAUAUUGUUGCGCUGGAGGAUAUCUACGAGAGCUCCAAUCACCUGUACCUGAUCAUGCAAUUGGUAUCAGGAGGAGAGCUGUUUGACCGCAUCGUGGAGAAGGGCUUCUACACAGAGAAGGACGCCAGCACACUGAUCCGACAGGUCCUGGAUGCAGUCAACUACCUCCACAAGAUGGGCAUCGUGCACAGAGACCUUAAGCCAGAGAACCUGCUGUACUUUAACCCCCAGGAUGAGUCUAAGAUCAUGAUCAGUGACUUCGGCCUGUCCAAGAUGGAGGGCACAGGUGAUGUCAUGUCCACAGCGUGUGGGACGCCAGGAUACGUGGCUCCAGAAGUCCUGGCGCAGAAACCCUACAGUAAGGCUGUGGACUGCUGGUCUAUCGGGGUCAUUGCCUACAUCCUGUUGUGUGGCUACCCUCCGUUCUAUGAUGAGAAUGACUCCAAGCUGUUUGAGCAGAUCCUGAAGGCAGACUACGAGUUUGAUUCCCCGUACUGGGAUGAUAUAUCAGAUUCAGCGAAAGACUUCAUCAGCAGCCUGAUGGAGAAAGACCCGGCCAAGAGGUUUACCUGCGAGCAGGCACUGCGCCACCCCUGGAUUGCCGGGGACACUGCCCUCUCUAAGAACAUCCAUGAGUCAGUCAGUCGACAGAUGAGGAAAAACUUCGCCAAAAGCAAAUGGAGGCAAGCCUUUAAUGCCACGGCGGUGGUGCGGCACAUGAGACGGCUGCAGCUGAGCAGCAGUGUCGACAGCUCUCACCACCCCAACCGCAACCAGAACCGCAACCCCAACGCCGCGCACAUCAAAUGCCCGUCCACAGACUCCCCCGCCAUGCCGCUCAAGGACUGUACGCCCCCUCCCGCCACGCCUUGUAGCCUGGCGUCGGCGGCCUCCUCGCCAGCGAGGGCUCUCUCAGCUGUAGGGGCGGCCCUGCCAGCGGGGGGUGCUGAGCAGCACCGGCCACGCCCUUCCACCGUCACCACGGUGCACACAGGGACCAAGUGACGCCAAGCCCCGCGGGGAGCGAGCUGGGAGGCCACAGCGCUGUGAGAGGAGGGGCCACCCCUGGCCCCACCCCCUCUUCUGUGACCACGCCCCACCCCGCCCCUCGCCCUGCUCCUCCGAGGUGCCCAGGAGGACUGGAUGAGCAGAGGACUCUUGAAUCGCCAUAUUUCCUACCGGCUCUGCCCGAGACGCAGGUCCCUGCCGUGUGCAGAGCCAAUCACCGAUCUCCACCAUGCGGCUGCUGCCACACCCAGCCUCGCCGGGAUAGGGACGUGUCCCAGACAAACAGAAGGACAGGAGUGGGUCCCUUCGUAAGGUCCAACGCAUACAAAACCUGCAUGGCCAUACAAGAUACAGACACAUCUGUGUUCAAAAGGAAUUCUUUAUCGGUGAGAGAGACUGCUAUGGAGCGCCAGGUUUGUGCGCUGUGCUCCCCCAUCCAGAACUCGGUAUCGGACAGGGUGAUGUCACACACUCGAGCGGAAUUCUAUGUGGGGUGUGUCCUCCUCUAA
Molecule: messenger RNA, 2250 nt
Organism: Megalops cyprinoides (Indo-Pacific tarpon)
Lineage: Eukaryota; Metazoa; Chordata; Actinopteri; Elopiformes; Megalopidae
Product: calcium/calmodulin-dependent protein kinase type 1D-like
Exons: 11
Coding region: 494-1738 (414 amino acids)
Biological process (GO): peptidyl-serine phosphorylation
Cellular component (GO): cytoplasm; intracellular anatomical structure
Molecular function (GO): calmodulin binding; calcium/calmodulin-dependent protein kinase activity; ATP binding
Source: RefSeq, a predicted model, not a curated record